AUGACUGCAUUUUUUAAAUGGUUGCUGCGACGAAGAGAUCAAUGUUCUGUAACAUAUUCACGGUUUGGACUUCCAGGAGAUGCCGUAGAUGAUCGACCUCCGCCAACACGGAUCUAUGUCGAGCCGUUUGAUGAGAAUCACCCUAAUUUUUUGUUUUACAAAGCCUGUCACUCAACAAAAGCAGCAGUAGCCUGUGCUGGGUUUGGGAUGUCUAUAGUUAUACUUUGCUUUCUCUCCCUGUUCUUCAAAUUUGACUGGUACAGUCACACGAGUGGGAUCGAUACAUUAACAUUAUUGAUUUUGUUCUUCUUUUUGUUUUUUGGAGUUAUCAUUCAUUAUGACGUUAUUGUUGGUGUUAAACGUCAAUCUGCUCAUUUUCUAUUACCGUUUAUCGUUGUUUAUGCAAUGACAAUUGGUGCAGAACUCACACUGUUUAUGUAUCUUCUCUCUCAUAUACAGUUCAUAAACGAUUAUACUUUCGGCGAGCGUACUCAUAACCCCGUUAUAUUUCUGAUGAGUGUUGUUUCUGUCGUGAUUUUUGUCCAAGCUAAUAUGCUUCUGGCCGUGUUGAAGUGCCGACUGUAUUUAACUAAAAAAGCUAUUCACGCUAUUGCAUUGAAAGUUGCAGAGAAAAGCAAAUCUAAAUAUCCCGGAGUACAGAUCGUCAUCGCUCGAAGUUCCAGAUCAAAUGAUCUUGAAAUAAGUGUUCCGGAAAUGGAACCGGUUAGCGGUGAAAGUCUCCACACAAAUAGUUCUGCCCCUGGUGAUAACGCAAAUGCAAACAGCUCUCUCCCACAACAGUAUCCAAAUUCCCAUGGAAGUUCUGCUUAUAAUGCUAACGGUCCUAACAACACUGUCGACAAGAAUGGUCUCGUGUGA
This is a messenger RNA of Enterobius vermicularis (human pinworm), 879 nucleotides long. The record is from the annotation of a GenBank genome assembly. Lineage: Eukaryota; Metazoa; Nematoda; Chromadorea; Rhabditida; Oxyuridae.